AUGGCUUCUCCUAUCUUGUUGGAGGCAUUUCGGGAAUUCCCCCCCCCUCUUUUUUUUCCCCCUCCUGGUCGCCGGAGGAAACCUGAACCCGAGCGCCUGGGCCGCCUGCAAAGGCUCCUGGACGAGCCGCCGCCAAAGGACCCCCCUCUCCACCCCCCCGGCCGGCUCCAGCCGCCGCCUCCCCGCCAGCUGAGCCAGCCUCCGCCGCACCCUCGGCGCCGGCGAGCGGGACAAUUGAAAGGCGGCCCAGCGGAGCGCGGUGCCGGAGGGUCUCUCUCUCCCCCCCCCCCCGCCACGCCCGGCCAGCCAGCCGGACCUCGCCGGACAGCCCGCGAGCGGCCCGGGGCCCCCUGCGCGCUGCGCCGGCCCCGCACGGAUGGAGCCCCCCGGCGCGCUGCGGCGCCUCCUGCUGCUGCUGCUGCUGGCGUGCGCCCCUCUGCGCAGCGCGCAAGGUGCAUCUGCUUGCACGUCUCUGCAGACACGUUGCGUUUAAACCAAAAGUGGUUUGACAGUGGGAUCCUGGACAAAGCAAAAUUUGCUGCACCUCAUUCACUCAAAACUUCAGUGGAGAGCUGCUGUGCAAAUGGAUAUGAAUGGGCAAGUCAGAAAAGAGACUGCAGUUCUCUGCCCUUAAAUCUCGACUCCAGAGAAUGCAGCAUUGCUCAGGAGCAGUGCUGUCUCAGUCAUCUGGAGGAGAGGCAUUGUACUGCUGGAAUCGCUCUCGCCAGUAAGCAAGAAGACUGUGAGUCGCAUGAAGGUAAUUCUACCUAUGAAGACAAAAUCGUGAAGAAAUGCUGUUACUGUUGCUUUAUGGGGAACGUGGCCCGCAAGCAAGGGAACAGCUGUGAGCAGAGCCUGCAGAUGGGAUAUCAGUGUGGACUGGUCUUCAGAGCUUGUUGUGUUGAGGGGCAAGAAGGCACCGACCCAUUGGCUGUGGACGGGCCCAACAAAGAGUUAGCAUUACCAGUUGAGGUUGACCAUGAGGAUCCUUACCGUCACGACCGCUGCAGAGGAGGUGGUCCUUGCACACAGCAAUGCCGGGAUACAGGGUCCAGCGUUCUCUGCUCUUGCUUUAUGGGCUACCAGCUUCAGCCAGAUGGUUUCACCUGUGAAGAUAUUAAUGAGUGUAUCACUGCAGACCACAAUUGUGGCAUUGGACAAAUUUGUAUCAAUACGCUAGGAUCUUUCCGUUGUCAGCGUGAGACCAGUUGUGGAACUGGUUAUGAACUAACAGACGAAAAUCUUUGCAAAGAUAUUGACGAGUGUGAGACUGGUACUCAUAACUGCCUCCCCGAUUUUAUCUGUCAGAAUACUCCAGGAUCCUUUCGUUGCCGACCCAAGCAACAGUGCAAGAGCGGCUUUAUACAAGAUGCGCUAGGCAACUGUAUUGAUAUUAAUGAAUGCCAGAGUGAGAAUGCGCCUUGUCCAACUGGCCAGACGUGUAUCAACACGGAUGGCUCUUUUGCUUGCCAGAGGACUGUGCCAAACUGUGGACGGGGCUAUCACCUUAAUGAAGAAGGGACAAGAUGUGUCGAUGUGGAUGAGUGUUUGGCACCUAAUCAGCCAUGUGGAGAAGGUCACGUUUGUAUCAAUUCCCCUGGCAGCUACCGGUGCGAGUGCCGAGCGGGCUACUAUUUUGAUGGAAUCAGUAGAUCAUGCACUGAUGUGAAUGAAUGUCGACGUUACCCCGGUCGCCUGUGCGCUCACAAAUGCGAAAACACUCCUGGGUCUUACUACUGCAGCUGUACUAUGGGUUUCAGACUUUCAUCUGACGGGAGGUCAUGCGAAGAUCUGAAUGAAUGUGAAAGUAAUCCCUGUAGCCAGGAGUGUGCCAAUGUGUACGGUUCCUAUCAGUGCUAUUGUCGUCGGGGCUAUCAGCUUAGUGAUGUGGAUGGGAUCACCUGUGAAGAUAUUGAUGAAUGUGCCUUGCCAACCGGAGGACAUAUCUGUGCCUAUCGCUGCAAUAAUGUUCCAGGGAGUUUUCAGUGCACUUGCCCCCCUUCUGGUUAUAAACUGGCAUCGAACUCACGGAACUGCCAAGAUAUUGAUGAGUGUGUUACUGAAACGCAUACCUGUUCAUACAAUGAGACCUGCUUUAACAUUCAGGGAGGGUUCCGUUGCCUUUCUUUGGAAUGCCCAGAGAAUUAUCGCAAAUCUGGUGAAAAUGUCAGACAUGAGAAGACAGAUACGAUUCGUUGCAUUAAGUCAUGUCGACCUACCGAUGCCAACUGUAUCUUGGACCCGGUGCACACCAUUUCCCACACUGUCAUUUCACUGCCCACAUUCAGGGAAUUUACAAGGCCUGAAGAGAUUAUAUUCCUUCGGGCCAUCACUCCUGCAUACCCCGCCAACCAGGCCGACAUCUUCUUUCAAAUCGCGGAAGGAAAUCUACGGGAUUCGUUUGAUAUCGUCAAGCGCUACAUGGACGGCAUGACUGUGGGUGUGGUUCGCCAGGUGAAGCCUAUCGUUGGCCCUUUCUAUGCCACCCUGAAGCUCGAAAUGAACUAUGUUAUGGGAGGGGUCGUCUCUCACCGCAACAUUGUCAACGUGCACAUCUUUGUUUCCGAAUACUGGUUCUGAAUACGCCGGCCACCUGGAUGCA
Euleptes europaea (tarantolino) is the source of this 2602-nucleotide messenger RNA. RefSeq names its product fibulin 1 (gene FBLN1). Bases 1 to 2580 code for a protein of 859 amino acids. The transcript is spliced from 18 exons. Gene Ontology annotation, cellular component: extracellular region. The record is from RefSeq and is a predicted model, not a curated record. Gene Ontology annotation, molecular function: calcium ion binding. Lineage: Eukaryota; Metazoa; Chordata; Lepidosauria; Squamata; Sphaerodactylidae.